Triticum dicoccoides is the source of this 1411-nucleotide messenger RNA. Its product is annotated as probable protein phosphatase 2C 42. NCBI's taxonomy places the organism in Eukaryota, Viridiplantae, Streptophyta, Magnoliopsida, Poales, Poaceae. Bases 50 to 940 code for a protein of 296 amino acids. The transcript has 11 exons. The record is from RefSeq and is a predicted model, not a curated record.
GCGGGGAGGAGGGGGAGGGGGAGGGUCAUGGCCCGGGCGUGCACUUGCCAUGGCAAUAGGAGCAGGCUUGGUAGAAAUAUGGUGUUAUAAGUGGUAUGUUUUAGGCGGUCUUGGAGUUUACAUCACCCUGCGCACAGUCAAGCGCUUCGUGCGAACAAAUUCCCCCGAUGUCUCCUCUGCUUUGGCAGCAACAAAAUUUGCCACCGAGAGUGCCGAUGCUGCAGCUGUUUUGGGAGGCUAUGUCAAAGAGGUUUUAAAGAGAAAGGAUUUGGAUGAUUUGGAUGUCUGUACUGUGACGACAAAUUUUGGAUCUCUUAUUGAAACUAAAGGGGCUGCCGUGGGAUGCUAUUGUGUUGAGCAUUUACAUUUAAAAGUCAUCAACCAUUUGAAUCAUGACAGUGAUAUGAAGCAUUUGCUGGAUAGAUUGAAUAGUGCUUUUGAGAGUUUGAGCAAAAUGUUGGUGCUGAAUGCAAGGAUGGGAUACAGAUUGACCGAGCAAACAGACAAGUCAAGAUAUUGCAUCCUCUCAAAAGAUGGCCAGGCUAUUGGUAUGUUUGUCACGCAAGAUUUGAGUAAGUUUGGAUGUUGGGAUUGCUGCGAUGGAAGCAUACAAGAUGCGGUUAUAGUUGCAAAAGGCUACGACAAGUUGAGCUUUAUGGCUGCACAACGUCUGAGUGAUGAGAGUGCAGUUCACUUUGAUACAAUCUCUGAUGGGCCUGAGUUUGUUGUCAUUGCAUGUGAUGGAGUUUGCAAUCUUAUGGAAAACAUGGAUGCAGUUCGCUUCGUGUACCAAGCAGCCAGAGCGGACAUGGAGCUGCGUCCUCUCUGCGACGUCCUCCUGGAUGGCCUACUAUCAUCGGGAAGCUCGGUAAAGGUGGUGGCUGUACUUGUGCAGUUCAAGGCCCGACACAUGGGCGAGGGUUCUUCCGUCAAUGUCUGACUUGUGCCUGUACAUGUUCGAGAGUUUUGUCACUGAGAAAGAAAGAGGUCACACUUGGCCAAAUGGCUUGAUUGCUCGAUCAUUUUGGUGAUGCUAGGAUUACACAGUAAUUCUGCCUCUCAUGGCUUAAUUAUGUUGGUGAUGAUGUUGAGACCACUGGGAGAAUGUUAUAUAUGCCUCUCUUGAGGAGAGUCUACUCUGCUCCAUAUGGACCUGCGUGCCCUGUUUGCGUUUGUGUAAAGUCUGUAUGGCGUUUGAUGUUGAGUUGCUUUUAGGGCAUGCACAACAGAUUAGAUGUCUGUUAUCUACCGAGACUCCUCCACGUCACUUGUAGACAGUAUGUAGAGAUACCUAGUACUUGUCUCUAGAGGAGUCUAGUGAGUGAUCUAGAGGAGAUAACUUUAUUGUAUGUCGAUAAGAGCAUGUUAUCUCUGUACUUGUGUAGUCUAUAUAUUGCGUUUGCUUGUUUCA